Oryzias latipes (Japanese medaka) is the source of this 3410-nucleotide messenger RNA. RefSeq names its product Ras association domain family member 5 (gene rassf5). Gene Ontology annotation, cellular component: nucleus. Gene Ontology annotation, biological process: signal transduction. The record is from RefSeq and is a predicted model, not a curated record. Lineage: Eukaryota; Metazoa; Chordata; Actinopteri; Beloniformes; Adrianichthyidae.
CUCUGCAGGGUGCAAUCGCUUUCAGGAGGAAAAAGAGAGAGCGUGCUUACUGAGAAGGGGGAGGGUUCUUGCAGUCUGAUAACACACUCAACCACAGAUGGUCGAGGGAGGUAUCGAGGGACUGAGGGAGGAAAGUGAGUCAAAAGACGGGUAGGGAGGAGUGGCGUGAGAAAGAGAGGAGCUCCAGUAGAGGGGAAUCAGCCUCUAGUAGUUUUGCCAAAGCAACAGACGGAGAAGGAUACCGUCUAAUCGAUGCUGCCGGGAAAUCUACUCCUCUGCUUGGACUCCGCUCCAGGCACAGAUGGAUACUUCCUCAAGCACAGGAGCUGAGCUGCAGCAGCACAGAGCUAGUCUGAGCCAGGAUGUGGUUUUGCACGCAUGCCGUUUUUAGUUGGUGGGUAUAACAGGUGCUCUCAGGUGAACAGAGUUAACUUGAAACCCUCCUGUAAACUGACUCUGCCACGACUCGCCUCUAAAGCCAGUGAAGAGAGCUACACUGUGGAAGAAGAGCAGAUGACUUUGGGCUGGAUUUGACAUCAGAACGUCCUCAUGCUCAUUUUCGUAAGGAGGAAGUGACACGUCUGUGCUCGCUUUUGUGUUUCCUGGUCUCUUCUCCGGUGACGCUGAGAGUGCCGAAUCCGAGUUCACCUGCUUGGUCCUGACAGGUGGGUCUGGCACUCGGUGGAUGCGACGCCAGUGGAGGAGCGCGGACUUUUUCUGGAUCAACGGACAGUUGGAGGGGUUUGGAUCCGGACUUUCAAAUCCGUUUUUAGAGACAAUUCAGCACUUCCUUUAGCUGCCAUCGUGCCGCUCUGGUGCCAGAAGCAAUACUCGUGAAAGUCUUCAUGACCGUCAACACGGUGCCGACCCCCUCCAUGACCAGUAGCAACAGCAUGAGCAGCGGGUACUGCAGCCUGGAUGACGAGAGCGAGGAUUUUGGUUUCUUCACCGCCAAGACUUCGUUCUUCCACAGACCCAAGCAUGCAGUCAAGAGUGAGAAAAAAGAGGAAGAGGCAGGAGGGACUCCGGCGCUGUCGGAGGAGGAGGUGCACGCCAGGAUAGAGGAGUAUAAUGCUCAGGUCUCCAACCAUGGCAUGAACCUGGCUUCAGACGGCUCCUACACCGGUUUCGUUCAGGUCCAUCUGCGGCUCAGCCGACCCGUCACGGUCCAAGCUGUGGAGAAGGCGGGCUCAGAGGGGGGGUUCAGCCACAGCCUGGUUCCGUCAGAGGAGCAGGAAGAAACGGACUGUGGGCCCACGGAAAAGAGAACUUCUUUUUAUUUGCCUCAGAACUAUAUAACACAUCUCCACAUCAGCUCUCUGAACACGACCGAAGAGGUCAUCAAGGGCCUGCUGAAGAAGUUCGAGGUGAAGGACAACCCCCGCAAGUUUGCUUUGUACAAGCAGACGCACCGCAAUGGACAGGAUCUGUUCCAGAAGCUUCCGCUGACCGAGCGACCUCUUCCUCUGAGGCUGAUCGCAGGGCCAGACACGGAGCAGCUCAGCUUCGUCUUUAAGGAAAACGAGACUGAAGAAGUGGAGUGGCACGCCUUCUCCAUCCCCGAGCUUCAAAACUUCUUGAUCAUCCUUGGGAAAGAAGAGUCGGAGCGCAUAAGAGCCGUGGAGCAGAAAUACACUCUCUACCGAGAGAAAUUACAGCAGGCCCUACAACAACAUGACCCCUGACCCCACCUGCCACCUUUUCAACCCAGAGAGAGACUGGUUCCUCAGACCUUCAAACUUCUCCCUGUUGAGGCUCCACUCAGACAGACAGACCACACUGAUCCUUCUCCUUUCUCAGGAUUGACACGCGCUCCCUUAAACGUCCACAGGCCGGCUCCCUGAGGAGCGCCUGUGGGCGCGUAGUGUUUCUAUUGCCAAGGACACAAACCGGGAAGACCUGGACUGCAGUUUAGCUUCAUACUGAUGUGAAGCUGUGCUGUUGUUUUUGAAGCCCUCCUCUUCGCUACCGUUACCGCUGCUGCUGCUGCAAGUGUUACUUAUGCAUGAGUCUCCACUCAUCUACCCUGCACAUAGUUAAAUCUGAAGGCAUGCUUUCUUUUUCUUUUUUUCCUACGGUUUGCAGGAGUGGAGGGACUGCCACGCUUUUUUUUCCCUGCUUUUUAAGGAAAGAGGUUUAUUUUCAUUCUCUGAUUUUUCUCAGGGAGCAUGUCUUUAGCUGAGAGGAGGAAAGAUGGCCCUCACCUCCUCCUCGCACCACCUUCUUUUUAUUGCAUGCUCGUUUAUUCCUUUAUGCCCGCCUAAAUGUGAGAAGAUGCCAUUUACACCUGCUCUCACCUGCAGAUUCUAAAGCGAUGACAACUGUGACGUUAUUCCCCUAAAUUAGCCUUACAUGAACUCCACCUGCGCCGGACACGAGAGGCAGCCCAGGACCUUUACUCAGCAAACACUGUCACUGUGGGUCACGUGUGAAUGUGGAAGGACACCAAAGCUCAGAGGAAGGGGCUUCAAAGGGACAUGUAAGGUGGUGUACCAGCUUCAGUUUUGCACAGAUGGACGCAGGUCUCACCCCUGGGGGGGCUGCGCAUGCUUUGAUGCGUCAUUUUAUCCUCCUGCCUUCUUCCCCAUAGAAAGAACCAUAUAUAAAACGUGUGAUAUUGGCUAUCAUGUACCAAUGAUAUUUGUUAUGCAUAUGUAUACACUGGAAACAAGAGUGACGUGGUUUAGCUCUGCUUUUAUGAAUAAUAUUUUUGGUAUCAUUCCUGCUGGCUCUGGAGUGUGAGUGUGUGUGUGUGUGUGUGUGUGUGUGUGUGUGUGGGUGUGUGUCUGUGUGUGUGCACAUGCUCAUCCAUAGUAAUGAGGACGGUGAAAGGAUUUAGAAUGAAUGUGUGUAUUUAGCCCCAAAUUGUCUUUUAUCCUAUCAUUUCACAGGCAGGUGAAGGUUUGUUUGACGUGCUCAUCGUCAUGUUAAGGCGUCUCGUAUCUUCUAGAGUUGAGAUAAAAGAGGCCCGUCAUCCAUACGUACAUGUUUGACUCUUGCCUCCCCCCAAAGCCCCCCAGCUUUCUCCCACUGGCAGUGCCUUUUGUUUCCUUCGCCCCUGUGUGUGCGUAGAAGAGGUGUUUCUGCACACAGGUGUGCCUCCUGGGCUCAUGUAUGAGUGCUUUUUGCAUGUGUGCAAAUCUUUUUUUUUUUUUUUGGGUGGUGCUGUUUGCAUAUUUUGUUUUUCCUCCAGGCUCCUUCUCAUCUGUCCAAAGAGUCCUCUGUGGACGCGUGCGAGUGUGUGGAUGUGUUUAUUUAUUUCACGGUUCACAACCAUCCAAGGACAUUAUAUAAUGGAAAGACUUUUUGUUGCCUUUUUUAUGUUUCUUUUAAAAAAAUGUAUAUACAUAUAAGUAGAUAUGUACAAAAUAUUGAAAUGAAAUUAAAGAAUAAAUCUUUAUUGAAAAUAA